AUGGAAAUAGGACUCUUCAGUCUAAUUUUAAUUCUUGCAAUAUUCCAAUCCUCUUUGGCAUGGCAACAAUGGAGUGGAUCUCAAACUAAUGGUUUUUGCCAGAAUCCUAACAGAAUAUCUAUAGCUGGAAGCGCACCCAGUCGGAUGGUGCAAGAAGGUGGACGCAUUGUUCUUAUCUGCUGCACCCUUGGUAACACCUCGGGCCACGAUCACGAGCAGUUGUUAUGGACUGACUCUUCCCAAAAAUUAAUCAUCAACUACUUUUCCAACUCGGUACAGGCUGCCCAAAGUCGAAAGUACGCAGUCCCAGACUUUUCCGAUAAGAAACACAUUAUCUACCCAAACUUACUGAUUGUUUGUGGAAAGGGUCAUGGCAAAUAUGAAUAA
Echinococcus granulosus is the source of this 387-nucleotide messenger RNA. RefSeq lists its product as hypothetical. The record is from RefSeq and is a predicted model, not a curated record. The transcript has 2 exons. NCBI's taxonomy places the organism in Eukaryota, Metazoa, Platyhelminthes, Cestoda, Cyclophyllidea, Taeniidae. Bases 1 to 387 code for a protein of 128 amino acids.